Hansenula ciferrii is the source of this 2601-nucleotide messenger RNA. RefSeq names its product MCM DNA helicase complex subunit MCM2 (gene MCM2). Gene Ontology annotation, molecular function: ATP binding; single-stranded DNA binding; single-stranded DNA helicase activity. The coding region runs from base 1 to 2601 and encodes 866 amino acids. Gene Ontology annotation, biological process: double-strand break repair via break-induced replication; mitotic DNA replication initiation; DNA replication. The record is from RefSeq and is a predicted model, not a curated record. The transcript has a single exon. NCBI's taxonomy places the organism in Eukaryota, Fungi, Ascomycota, Saccharomycetes, Phaffomycetales, Wickerhamomycetaceae. Gene Ontology annotation, cellular component: MCM complex; nucleus.
AUGUCACAAUCAAGAAAGAGACAAGCAGAAAGUGAUAACGAUGAUGAUUUGAAUUCAGGUUAUGCUUCAUCUCAUCAAAGUGGGAACUCUCCAAGACAAAGCGGUUUAUUACCAUCUUCCCCAGGUGCUUUACCAUUUGAUGAUGCUGAUGAUGAUAGAAGAGAAUUAGAAUUAGAUGAUUUUGAUGAACGUAUUGAAGAUGAAGAAGAUGGAGUUGAUUUAAUGGAUAAUUUCGAACGUGAUUAUAGAGAAAAUGCUGAAGAAGAUCAUUAUGAUUUAGGUGAUAAUAUUGAUGAUGAUGUUGUUGAUACUAAUGAUCUUGGUGAUUAUAAUGCCGUUACAAGACAAUUGAAUAGAAGAGAUGAAUUUUUACAAGGUAAUCAUGAAUUCUUGGAUGAUGGUGAUGAUGAUAGAAAUGCCCAAUUUAGAAGAAGAAGACGUAAUAUUUAUGAUGAAGAUCAAGAUAUGGGUGAUGAUGGUGAUAUCGAUCCUUUAGAAGAAGAAUUAACAUUAGAAUCAUUAGCUGAUGUUAAAGCACAAAGUUUAACAGAAUGGGUUACACAACCAAAUGUUUCAAGAACUAUUAGAAGAGAAUUAAAAUCAUUCUUAUUAGAAUAUACUGAUGAAAAUGGUAAAUCUGUUUAUGGUGCAAGAAUUAGAACACUUGGUGAAGUCAAUAGUGAAAGUUUAGAAGUUAGUUAUAAUCAUUUAGUUGAAUCUAAAGCUAUCUUGGCCAUGUUUUUAGCUUAUUGUCCAGAAGAAAUGUUGAAAAUUUUCGAUGUUGUUGCAAUGGAAGCUACAGAAUUACAUUAUCCAGAUUAUUCACAAAUUCAUUCAGAAAUUCAUGUUAGAAUUUCAGAUUUCCCAACAGUUUCUACAUUAAGAGAAUUAAGAGAAGGUAAUUUAAAUACACUUGUUAGAGUUUCAGGUGUUGUCACAAGAAGAACAGGUGUCUUCCCACAAUUGAAAUAUGUUAAAUUUGAUUGUUUAAAAUGUAAUUCUGUUUUAGGUCCAUUUUUCCAAGAUGCAAAUUCAGAAGUUAAAAUUUCAUUUUGUUCAAAUUGUAAAAGUAAAGGUCCAUUUAGAAUGAAUUCAGAGAAAACAUUAUAUAGAAAUUAUCAAAGAGUUACUUUACAAGAAGCUCCAGGUACUGUUCCAGCUGGUAGAUUACCACGUCAUAGAGAAGUUAUUUUAUUAUGGGAUCUUGUUGAUGUUGCUAAACCAGGUGAAGAAAUUGAAGUUACAGGUGUUUAUAAAAAUUCAUUUGAUGGUAAUUUAAAUGUUAAAAAUGGGUUCCCAGUUUUCGCUACAAUCAUUGAAGCAAACGCAGUUAGAAGAAGAGAAGGUGCACAAAAAGCAAUGAAUGGUGAAAUUGAUCAAGGUUUAGAUAUUUUCAGUUGGACAGAAGAAGAAGAACGUGAAUUUAGAAAAUUAUCAAGAGAACGUGGUGUUAUUGAAAAAAUCAUUUCAUCAGUUGCACCAUCUAUUUAUGGUCAUAAAGAUAUUAAAACUGCAAUUGCUUGUUCAUUAUUUGGUGGUGUUCCUAAAAAUGUUAAUGGUAAACAUUCAAUUAGAGGUGAUAUUAAUGUUUUAUUAUUAGGUGAUCCAGGUACAGCAAAAUCUCAAAUUUUAAAAUAUGUUGAAAAAACUGCACAAAGAGCAGUUUUCGCUACAGGUCAAGGUGCUUCUGCAGUGGGGUUAACUGCAUCAGUUAGAAAAGAUGCAAUUACUAAAGAAUGGACUUUAGAAGGUGGUGCAUUAGUUUUAGCAGAUAAAGGUACUUGUUUAAUUGAUGAAUUUGAUAAGAUGAAUGAUCAAGAUAGAACAUCUAUUCAUGAAGCUAUGGAACAACAAAGUAUUUCUAUUUCAAAAGCUGGUAUUGUGACAUCUCUACAGGCUAGAUGUGCCAUUAUUGCAGCUGCAAAUCCUAAUGGUGGUAAAUAUAAUUCAACAUUACCAUUAUCACAAAAUGUUGAUCUUACAGAACCUAUUUUGUCACGUUUUGAUAUUUUAUGUGUUGUUAAAGAUGUUGUCAAUGCAGCAUCAGAUGAAAGAUUAGCAAGAUUCGUUAUUGAUUCACAUGUUAGAUCUAAUAGAUCUAUUGAUGAUGAAGAAGAUGAGGAAGUUGAUGAAGAUGAAGAAGAUGAAGAAAUGAAUGAUACACAACAAGAUACACCAAUUCAUGCAAGUAGGAAAAAUCAAAGAAGAAAUAAAAUUUCACAAUUAAAUAAACAAAAAGAAAAUGAAAUUUCACCAAUUCCACAAGAUUUUUUAAUGAAAUAUAUUCAUUAUGCAAGAACUAAAAUUCAACCAAAAUUACAUCAAAUUGAUAAUGAUAAAAUUGCAAGAUUAUAUAGUGAUUUACGUCGUGAAAGUAUAACAACAGGUUCAUUUCCAAUUACAGUUCGUCAUUUAGAAUCUGUUAUUAGAACAGCUGAAGCAUUUGCCAAAAUGAGAUUAUCAGAAUUUGUUUCACAAAUGGAUGUUGAUCGUGCAAUUAAAGUUAGUAUUGAUAGUUUUGUUGGUGCACAAAAAUUAAGUGUUCAAAAACAAUUGAAUAGAAGUUUCCAAAAAUAUAAUUUGGAACGUCAAAAAUUAUAA